Messenger RNA from Brassica napus (rape), 1252 nucleotides. RefSeq lists its product as uncharacterized. NCBI's taxonomy places the organism in Eukaryota, Viridiplantae, Streptophyta, Magnoliopsida, Brassicales, Brassicaceae. The transcript has 2 exons. The record is from RefSeq and is a predicted model, not a curated record. Bases 806 to 1138 code for a protein of 110 amino acids.
AUAAAUCGAUAUUAAUUUAUUUUAGUAAACAACAAACCUUUUGUACUUUGAUAUUCUUCAACACAUUUUACGUCAAAUUCUCUAGCUUUUUUCUUCUUCUUCAUAUUUCAUUAACCCUCAAAAUAGUCUAUGACGAACAGAUCAAACUAUUCGCAAAAAGUUAAUAUAUAUUUUUCUUAACAAUACGAUCAUAUUUUAAACAUAUCGAACGUGAUACACGAUUCAAACGGUUAACAUAUUAUUUUACAUACACCCACAAUCUGCAACUAAAUAAUACCUUUUGCAUAUUCUGGAAUCUGACCCGAAUCUCCUAAUUCAUUGUACCACUCGGUCGAUGGGAGUCUAUCCGCACGUCAAAUUCUUUUAAACUAACAAGUCACAAACUGAGAUAGUAUUAUCCUCACGUUAAAUUCUCAUAUAGUAACAACUAACAAACUGAUAAAUUAUUAAAGAAAACAUAUAUUAUCCCCACGUUAAAUUCUUUAACGACUAACAAACUGAGAAAUUAUUAAAAAACAUAUAUUGUCCUCUUCUUUUCCCUCCCCACUCUCCAGAUUCUCUACCACUAAGUACAGUUUCUCGCGUGUGGGUAUAUAUAGAGAAGAGCCAAAGAAAUUUAAGAACACAAGCUCAAGUUAUAUAGAUUGAUAGAAAUAUAUACUCUUACUAAUAUCAACUUAUAUCUUAGUACGCUAUUUCAAAGUUAAAAAAAAGUACGCUAUUUCAUAUAACAUAAUAAAGUUAUAAAAAGACCAAUUUGUGUCUUUCUUCUGAGUUCGUGGGCGUACUUACAUACACAGUACUGAUGGGAAGACGUGGGAUCGCCAAAGUACCGAUGCUGCUGUUAAGGAGUUGGAAGCAAGUUCAAGGACGAGCACGGAUAAGCAGCAAAGCUGCAAAACUGAAUCCUAUGGUUGUCCACUACUCUGAAGAUAUUUCUGAUCAUAGGGUAGAGAUUAAUUGUGGCGGCGAAGAGGAGUGGGUUCCACACCCACGUACCGGAAUAUUCUUUCCGCCGGGACAAGAGUCGGUGAUGGAUGGUGUCCCUGAGGGUGCUGCUUCUUUUGACAUGAUGUUUUGGCUUAGGGACGUCGAUGGUGUGGACAAACCUGAUCACGACCAUCAUUUUCCUAACUGAAACAAAAAAGUGAUAAUAUGUAACUAUAGCAAAAUAAUCCCGUGUGUACGCACGUUUGAUUAUGAUAAUUUCGUAUAAUGUAUGAUGGUUUAAUAGCAAUGCUUUCUUAAUUAA